Molecule: messenger RNA, 9749 nt
Organism: Paramormyrops kingsleyae
Lineage: Eukaryota; Metazoa; Chordata; Actinopteri; Osteoglossiformes; Mormyridae
Gene: samd4a
Product: sterile alpha motif domain containing 4A
Biological process (GO): negative regulation of translation; regulation of mRNA stability; nuclear-transcribed mRNA poly(A) tail shortening
Cellular component (GO): P-body
Molecular function (GO): protein binding; translation repressor activity; mRNA binding
Source: RefSeq, a predicted model, not a curated record
AUGCUUCGUGUUAAUUAUUAGCAUGUGGAAAGAUAUGCCGAGACUCUCCCGCAGUUAUGUUUGUACCAGAAGGGAGAAAAGUUACACAAGAUGGCAAAACACACAGAUCCGGAAUGAAGGGGCACCGAUCCCCACUGAUUUAAAAUCCGCUUUUUCCCAUUUCCGCGAUCAGCAGCGCAGAUGCAGCUGUGCCAACGGAAAAGUCUAAUGUGUUUCCUGUGGGAAAUGCCAUAAGGUCAAGAGAAGGUUUGACUCUAAUGUUCGAGUAAGCAAAGUAAACAUCAAGGAGAGAACUUACCACAGCCUUGUCAAUGCCACAUGAUCAUUCUAGAAGACAAGAAGAUGCUGAUACAUUUGAAUUUUGGUAAAUAAAUGCCCAUGCACAAAUUACUGCUGCUCAAAGGAAGAAUAAAUAAAAAAAAAUCAAGACUCUGAACACAGAAGAUUUUUAUUAAGCAAGAAACAAAGUGCUGCUAGUCCUGUGCUCUAGGCUAUGAUGUUUCGUGACCAGGUUGGUGUCCUGAACAGUUGGUUCAAGGGGUGGAAUGAGUGUGAACAGACUGUAGCCUUGCUGUCGCUGCUGAAGCGUGUUAGUCGGACGCAGGCCCGCUUUCUGCAGCUUUGCCUGGAGCAUUCUCUUGCAGAAUGCACCGAACUACAUGUACUGGAGGGAGAGGCCAACAACCCAGUGAUGAUAAGCCAAUGGCAAAUUGAGCCCAAAGAAAGGGUCAUCUCUCUAGUCCUGAGCCAUCUCCCAUUAUUGAAGCCUGGAAAUGUGGAAGCCAAGGGGGAAUACAUGUGCCUGCUCCCCAAAAUCCUGGCACACACCAUUGAGCAUGGGCGCCACCUGGAGGAGAGUCGGCAGCUGCUGUCUUAUGCCCUAAUCCAUCCUGCCACCUCCCUGGAGGACCGGGCAGCACUUGCGCUGUGGCUCAAUCACCUUGAGGAGCGGGUUGCAGCGAGAGGAGCUGGGGACUCUUUGGAGCGGUCCUCCACACCCCACCAGCAGCAUCCUCAGCUGUACCCACAUCAUCAGCGUUACGGUUCAGACGAUCGGCUCAACGGCUGGCAGAGCUCCCGGGAUUCUGCUCUAGGGAGCUGGCAGCAGCAGCAGAGCACAGAGAAUGGGCACCUCCCUCUUUACCCUGCUUCCUCUCUCCCUUCUACCAUCAACACGGUGGGCUCUGGCAGUGGGACCAUCACUAUCCUGUCUGGUGGGCAGCACAGCCCCCUGAAGCGCUCAGUGUCCCUGACACCUCCAAUAAGUGGUACUGCAAGCCAGGCCCUGGGCCAUGUUUGGCUGUCUCAGGAGGAUCUGCGGGUCCGUGGCCCAGCCUCCGACCAUGCCCCCCUCUCCCCCCAAAGCAGUGUGGCAUCCUCAGGAAGCGGGGGCAGUGAGCAUUUGGAGGAAGGUUCUGGCAUGGGUGGUGCAGUACACCGCAGCACAUUCCAUGAGGAGGGCAGUGGCAUGAGAGAUGUACCGGCUUGGUUGAAAAGUCUCCGCCUCCACAAGUAUGCAUCUCUGUUCUCAACCAUGACCUAUGAUGAAAUGAUGUCACUCACAGAACAACAGCUGGAGACCCAGAAUGUUACUAAAGGGGCAAGACACAAGAUUAUUAUCAGUAUUCAGAAGCUUAAGGAGAGGCAAAACGUUCUUCGUUCCCUGGAAAAGGAUGUUUUGGAAGGAGGUAAUCUACGUGCCCCUUUACAGGAGCUUCACCAGAUGAUCUUGACACCCAUAAAGGCUUGCAGGAACUUGGAGCCAGGACAACACUCCUUGCUUAGUGCUGAUGGAAAGGAAAAUCUCCCAAGUUCACACUUAAGUGGAAGUGAAGCGGAAUCAGGCGUUUCAGCCAAUGCAGAAGAUGACAUCCCUGCCCAGUUUACUCGUGUAAUGGGCAAAGUUUGCACACAGCUACUUGUCUCCAGACCAGAUGAAGAGAACAUCAGUUCCUAUCUCCAACUAAUUGACAAGUGUUUGACCCAUGAGGCUUUUUCAGAGACACUGAAAAAGAGACUCUUGUCCUGGAAACAACAGGUGCAGAAGUUGUUUCGUUCCUUUCCAAGGAAAACUCUCUUGGACAUAGCAGGAUAUCGGCAGCAGAGAAGUCGUGCUUUUGGCCAAUCUAGCUCCCUCCCAACUGCCAGUUGUGUUGGGGGAGGCCUGUCAGCACGGAGAAGCUUGCGCCAGUUCCACUUGCCAUCACGAAGUCUCCCUGGAGCAAGGUUGGGGCUACUGGGUACCUCGGGCAUUUUGGGACCAACUCCACGUGCUGCCAGCAGCACCCCGAACAGCCUGAAACAAGGCAGGCAGGGUCUAUGGUUUGCCAACCCUGGAGGAAGCAACAGCAUGCCCAGCCGGACACACAGUUCCGUGCAGAGAACCCGCUCCCUGCCUGUCCACACGCCACACACACUGCUUACAUUUCAGCAGAGUGAUCUCCAGGUGUCAGUGACAGAACCAGACAUCAACAACCGCCUUGAGUCUCUGUGCCUGAGUAUGACAGAGCAUGCUUUGGGAGAUGGCGUUGACCGAACAUCAACAAUCUGAGUGUGGAGAGAGAACACUUGGAGAAAAUGAGCUGCCUAUGCAUUGAGUGAAAGGUUCUACCCCAGACCUGGGCCUGCCUGCCACCUUUUCCUCUAACUAGGAGCCAACUGCCCUGGUGGAUGGCAAGGUGUAAAAAAAUAAAUGCCAUUUCAUUUGUGAACAAAAAUGAUAUGUUUACAAACAAGAUAUUUUUUAGAAUGAAGGUAUAACAGAAAAUAGUCUAUGCCCAAGGGACAGGAUGGUGAAAAAUAUACUGAAACUACAGUUACUAGUAUUUUUAGGAGUCUACAGCUAUAGUGUGUAAAUUUUGUAGUAGACAUUAUCUCAAAUGAUUGGCUUUUUUCCAGAGAGACAAAAGGUUCAUAGUGGUUAAGCUUUACGAUGAAAGUGCACCGUUUUGCAUUUAGCCAGCAGCUAAUGCCCACUUCAAAAUCACCAGCAAACUAACAAGUUAAUGAUGUUUGCUUUGUCGGUUGGUUAUUUGGUUUUUAAACAAAGGAAAAAAACAUUUAUUGUUUACAUAAAAUGUUAUGUCUAAGGGUACGGAGUAAUAUGAGCUUUUAUAGCUUUCAGGUGUGAAUGCUACCGUUUCUACAUGAUCUUUAUUUUAUUUCCAUAUUGUAGCAUUCAGCAUAGUUAAUUGUUUUGCUUACCUGUAGUGAAUCUGAGAAAGUACAUGUAUGUCUGUUGUGUGGAUUCAGGCUAAUUGAGUACAAGGAAAACCAAGACAAAGGAGUGAGAAUGGAAGGUUUGUGAGAAUGGAGUUCAGUGGAUAAUGUGCUGGAAGAAAAGUUGUGGGGAAAAAGAAAGUUUAUUGAUAGAAUGUCACGUGAGGCAAUCACAUUGUCAUGGUUCAGUUUCAGAGAAAAAGGGACAUGAAUUUUAGAAGGAAAUAUUGAACACAAAAGUUACAAGAAUGUCAAACAGGUAGCAAAAGCAACGAUAAGAUUAAUAUGUGAUUUUCAUUCCCAUUUGCUAGCAUUUGCAAAUGGUAAAUUGCACUGUUUUGUGUAUGGUUAUGUAAUACUUAAGUUGUAAAAGUUGUGCAUGUUGUGCUAAAUAGUGUCUUAUGUUGGAUAAACAGGUAAAUAUUAAAAAUUGAUAUUUUGCUUGUCCUAGGAUUGUGGGUGUUUAGGUAGAUAAGUGUAAAGUAAUAAUAAGUUUAAAUGGAUUUUAUGCAUGACUGUUAAUGGUCUAAUAAGCAGGAGAAAGAUACCAGCUAUGUUCAUCUUUAAAAUAUAAGGAAAGGUAAGGUUUACUGAAGAAUGAAUUCAUGAACUGGUUAAAUGGAAAAUUAUAUAUAUUCCUUUUUAUAUAAAAUCCUUUAGCAAGUAAGCAAAACCAUUAAGAUAAAUAUUUCCAGUCACAGAAACCUUGUUCAAUAGUUUUUAGUACCAUCUAGUGGUCAUAUUUAGGAUAGUUCCAUCUGGUGGUCAAAUUUUACAGAUUUCCAAAACGUUUCCCUUUAACUAAAUUUUCAAACUACAUGUACUUGUCUAAUUCAGUCUUUGUCUUAAAUUAAUUUUGUAUGACCCUGUGGCAUUUGUUUUUGUAUUAAUCUUGGUUUUAAAAUUACAAUUUCAGUUUCCUAUAUCUCAGUUUUCACUGUAGACAAAAGUCUUUCCAUUUACUGGAAAUGGGUAGUGUAUUUAGUUCACAUAAGGGUUGUAUGGGGUUUUCAAUUCAAAGUCUUUUUUUUGACAGUAAGCCUGCUACUACUAUCCCAGAAACCACAGGGAACGAGGUAGGGUACAAAAACAUAGGUCACCCAGCAAUCAUCAUUUACCCUGAGUAAUUUUAGGGUGCUUUUCCACUGCACCAAGUGCUGUACUUUCGGUACUUUUGCUUUUUCCUUGACUUCCGGUCAAGUACCAGUACCAACGUUCCAGUACUGAAAGUGCCAAACCAGCUGGGGUACUUCUUUGGUACUUCGGUACUUUGGGGUGGGACUUGAAAUACUUUCUUUGUCAAUUGGUUAUGCAACUAGUCUGCCGCUGACACACAAUACAAACGCCCCAUUGACAACAGUUGCGAACUCUGAAAAUAAUGAUAAAGUUAAAAAGGUUGUAAGAACAUAUGCAUCAAAAAGAUCUGGAUGAGGUAAGGAGCAUGCAUUGAUUACAGUGCAUUGCCACACCCAUCACAUGACAAACCAUGAGAACCUGAGUGUAGCCAUGCAGUGGGCAAUACUGUACCUCAGCACCACACUAGUCUGAAUGGACCAGCAUGAGUGUUUUUUUUCCAGUGGCUGGAGUGCCUAUGCUGCUGGAUUUAGAUUAACAUCAUACUCAGGAUGAAGAAAUUGCAGGUUAAGCGCCUUGCUCAAGGGCCCACUGGUGUAGAAUCACUCCAGGCAUUCACAGGAUUUGAACCAGCAACCUCUAGCCUCGGAGCCACCACUUCAGUUUGGACAGCAUGACAAGAAAUGAAAAAGCAUUUUGUUUAAUAUACUAAUACAGUGCGCAUAUAAUAUGCUAUCCUAGCGAUGUGAUUUUGUUGUAAUAAAUAUUGGGGUAUUUCUAAAACAAAAAAGGAGUUCAUAAAUUUCUCACAAACCCGUCUUCGAGUGAUGUAAAUGGCAAGGAUGAAAAUGAUUAAGUUUGUCUCGGAGAACACAUGCAGCUCUCAUGUAAAACAGCAGAUAUAAAUCUAAACUCUUAACUCUCUUACCUCUUUUAAACAUAUAAGAAUCUAUAAAAGGAAUAAUAAUAAAAAUUGCAAAGCUUGCUGUUUUUUUUCCCUGAGGGAGUAACAGAAUAAAAAUAUUUUAGUCAAACUGUAACCCCCUUAAUGUCUGUACAGAACUGAAAGUAAGAAAAAACCUUAUUUAGCGAUGUAGGAAUUCUAUGUGCAUGACAUGCGAUGUCAGUAAUAAUAUUGCACGCCGCCAAGCCAUAUAAUAUACUACAGCCAUUCUUCAAAUUCAAUUCAAAAUACCCUGCCUCGAGUUGUGAUAUCAUUCAGCGCUGGUACCAAUUUUUACGCCAGUUAAACCAACACCUUGAAGUACAGUACGAUUUGGUAUGAUUGAAACUACUUCUUUUAAACCACAACUUUGGAGAUGGAACAGGGAAUGUCCAAUGAGCCACCAUACCCUAAUUUCCUGUUUUUUUUCCACACUUGUCAUUGCUUUUGCUCAUAAUAAAAAAAGAUUAUCAGGACAUGCAAACAAGCUUGUCAAAGAAGUUAGAUUUUAUAUAAAUCAAACCUUGUCUGACCUAAUUUUAGAGAGAUGCAGCUUUUUUAGGAAUCAUUUAACGUUUUCAUCCAUACAAUGAUACAAUAUUCUCCAAACCUUUAACCUUGGAAACCUGUGUAAAUGUAAACAGUGUAUUCAGAGGAAACUGGUGACAUUGGGAAUUGCAUGUUAUGCUUCCCAAUUUAUCUUCCGGUUCCUCUGGUUAGAAAAUAUAUAAGAACACAUCAUUGACCAGCUGAAGGUGGAGAAAUGCAUAGAAAUCUAAAUUUAGUGUCAGCCUCACAAUCAUCCUUGAAUGUGCAUUUCAGUUAGAACACUUCGCUGUGUGUAAAUUUUUCCCUGCAUUGCCUAAAGCUGCAUGGUGGUAUUAAAAAAAAGUAUACUGGGUAUAAUUUUGUAAUAAAUGUGCAUAUAUGGAAAAAAUGUCUUUUUAUACAAUUUACCUUUUAAGGAAAAGCCACUUAAAAUCUCUGCCAUAUAAAUAAAUACUAUUUGCAGACCUCAACAGUUAUUUAUUGGUUUUCCUAUUUCUAUAUAUAUAUAUAUAUAUACACACACACACACACACACACACACCCACACGCACUACCAGUCAAAAGUUUUAGAACACCCCAAUUUUUUUUUAUUGAAAAUUAUGCAGUUUAAUGUCUCAUUGCACUCAAAUGAGAGCAUAGUACAAAUAAGCAAUUGGAGUUAAAGAAGAAAUCAUGGUAUCAAUUUAUAGACCAAAAUGUAUUCUAAACUUUUGACUCAUCAAAGUAGCCACCUUUGGGAGAUAUAACAGCUGAACACACUUGUGGCAUUCUUUCUACAAUAGAAAUCAAAUAUUCUUCAGAAAGUUCUUCCCAUAUCUGUUGCAGAAGUUCCCAUAAAUGUGUGGCACUUGUAGGUUGGUUUGCUUUCACUCUCUUGUCCAGUUCAUCCCAAACCAGCUUGAUGGGGUUUAAGUCUGGAGACUCUGCUGGCCACUCCAUGUAUUCAAGCUUACCAUCUUGUUCUUUUUUCCUGAUGUAGUUCUGGCAUAGCUUGGACUUAUGUUUUGGGUCAUUAUCAUGCUGUAAGAUGAACCCCUGACCAACUAGGCGCAUACCAGAGGGUAUUGCAUGGCGCUGCAGAAUGCUGUAGCCGUUUUGGUUCAGGGUGCCUCUCCCUGUACAAGUCACUGACCCUGGAUCCAGCAAAACAGCCCCAGACCAUCACACUUCCUCCUCCAUGUUUGACAGUUGAUGCCACACACUGUGGAAUCAUCCUUUCGCCUACUCGACGGUGUACUAAGAUGAACUGAAGUGAUAUUGCAAUAUACUGAAGAUUUCAAAUUUGGAUUCAUCAGUCCAUAAUACAUUCUUCCAGACUUCAGUAGUCCAAUGCCAGUGUUUCAUGGCCCAGGCAAGCCUCUUUGUCUUAUUCUGAUGUCUUAACAAUGGUUUUCUUGCUGCAACUCAUCCUGUCAAACCUGCAGCUCGAUGUCUUCUCUUCACAGAAGACUUGCUUACUACGACCACUAUUAAGCUGUGCUUGAAGCUGUGGUCCUGUGAGCCACCUAUCACGCAACCUGUUAACUCAGAAACUUGUCCUCUGAUGCAGUUGUGGCUUUGGGUCUGCCAGACCUCUUCCUGUCAGAUUUUGCCCUAGUUUCUGAGUGCCUUUUGAUGGUGAAGGAAACUGUGCUCACUGACACCUUUCUUUGCAAUUUCUCUGUAGGAAAGACCUACAUUUUUAAGUGUUAUGGUUGUCUGUCUCUCAUCCAUUGUUAAUUGCCUUUUUCUCACCAUUUUUGUAGCAACACACUACUUUCUGCAGGUACAAUACUGUUCAACUGAUGCUCAAAAGGGUAUGGUACCACUGUGUGUUCCAACACUGCCUUUUAUGCAGACAGAGGGGUUUGUAAGUAAUCCAGAAAAGUUGGAACACCUGUGGGAAUUAGUAGCACCAGCUUUCAAGGCUUGAUCAACCUCCAUUGCUGCAGAACAGCUUUAAAUUGUUAACCCAUUUUGUGUUCCCUGAAAAAGGUCUUUUUGUAUAAUUCUGACAUGUACAUUACAAGGCAUUGUACAAAUGUACAAGGCAAACUUACCUUUUUUUAACCUCUGGCAGUUCACCACUUACCUUUGUACCAUUUCAAGCUAUUCAUUGGACUUGAACUACUUGAAUUGCAAUAAAUAACUGGGAACAGUGCUUGAAGUGGGCCGGAACGCAGCGGAACGCAGUUCCGGAACUUCUGUAUUUUCAUCUUUUGGGUUCUGCCACUUUUUUCUGCGUUCCGGUACUUACUGAAACUGAUCCGACGCAGCGACAGUGGCCCGAGAAUAGACAAUAUCACAAGACCGAUAAAAGACUACAUUACCCACGAGCCACGACAGUGCCCUAUCAUAUGCAUCCACUGAGUCCCAACCAAUCGCAUCAGCUGUAGCCCUAGUCUAUUGUUAGGCCUACAAGUAUCACACUGGUCUGGUUCAUGUUGUUUUAAUGGUUUUUCAGUAUUCCAUUUGUGAAUUAGAAAAAAGUAGCCUAUGCCUAUACUGUAGGUUAUUGCUUGGAAGAAUGAUUAAAUUAAAAUAGUUUUUGAACCAACACAUCCUGGUUGACAAUUCACCGCACAAAUGUCAAAUGUCAGAAAAUUAGAGUUCCUGCACUUAUUUUUUCCCACUUCAAGCACUGACUGGGAAAAUUGGGGUGUUCUAAAACUUUUGACCAGUAGUGUGUGUGUGUGUGUGUGUGUGUGUGUGUAUAUAUAUAUAUAUAUAAAUGCACACACUUGUUAUGGCUUGCUAUUGCUAUGGCUGGUGUCCAUAAAUAUUGCUCAAAUUAACGUAUGUCAAUGAUUCCGUUGCCAGAAAAAGUCUUGAAUGCAUAUAAAUUGAUAGUGAGAUUUAGUGAAUUUUUGUGUUUAAUUUAUAUUUGAAGCAAAAUGGUAAACAGUUCACCAAAAGUGUUUCUUUCAGUCCUAAUAUUGACAGAGGUAGCAGGUUUUCAGAUGAACCCACGUGUUGCUCUAUCAACUUUAAAACAAGUCAAAUCCAUUUGUUUAUACUGAUAUUUUAAAUGUGAAAAAAUUACAUAAAUGGAAUAGGAUUUGUGCAGAAUCCUGCAAUAGUGAUAUUUUUCCAUUGUGUAUUCAUUGGCAUUUUGUAUUAGUGCCAAUAUUAUUUUGUAUAUUGCAAUAUCACUUCAGUUAUAAAUUCAUAAAGAUAAAACUAUGAUAAAUUCUGCCAUUUAUAUGUGAAUAGGAGGGGUCAGUGUGUGUAUUUGUAUAAAAAUCAUGUUUGAGGAAAUGACAAAGUAUGAAAGAAACCAUUUUUAUCUUGUUGAGAUGCAUGUACAAAGCUGAGAGGUCAUAUAUAUAUUUAGAAUAACAAAUGGCAGUGGCUUUUAUAUACUCUACUUUUAGCCAGUAUGUCAAUAUUUUAUACUGACUUUAAUAACAAUGAAAGAAAUUACAGCUGUGUUCAUGAUGCUAGCACAAUCAUUCAUGACAAUCAGUAUUGUUUGGUUGUAGGAAAAUUGGACAGCAUCUUCUUGCUGCCAAGAAAUCAGCUCAUUAUGAUAUCAAACUGUAUUGUUACUCUCAGUGUAGAAACGAAAUUUUAAGUACAAAAUGUCUGGGAUGUGUGAAUGUUUUAAAAUGUAUGUAUUUUCACCAAAAAUGCACAACAGUGAUAGCACAACAGUUUAUUCACUACUUCAGAUACAUGUCAGAUGAUAUAUUACAAAGGAUGGUUGCCAGUGAAAUAUUAAAAGGUUCAAAUUUGGAAAUCCUGGUUUCAGAUACUGUAAAUUGAUGUUUAGAAUAGGGUCCAGGCAUGGUUUACAAUUGACUGGGACACAAGCCAACAACUUUCUAUGGAAAUGAAACAAUUUUCAAAAGAACCUUUACAGUGCAGUGAAAAUGUAUAAAUGUUGCAAUGUAACACUAUGUGUUUCAGUUACAGCAGGAACAAUGUCUGUCUGUAUUUAUGUAUGUAAUUAUUUGUACAACAAAUGAAUCUCUUUUUUUUUCCC